This is a messenger RNA of Diachasmimorpha longicaudata, 4061 nucleotides long. RefSeq names its product spoonbill (gene Spoon). Lineage: Eukaryota; Metazoa; Arthropoda; Insecta; Hymenoptera; Braconidae. Gene Ontology annotation, molecular function: RNA binding. The transcript has 3 exons. The coding region runs from base 269 to 1924 and encodes 551 amino acids. The record is from RefSeq and is a predicted model, not a curated record.
AUAUUCAACUAAACGCACGCGGUCGAGAUUAAAAACGUCCGGGAUCGCCAUAUUGCCUAGCAGUGGAGCGUAGAAAAAACAUUGUGUUCUCGUGGAGUAGCCAAAAGGCCCGAAUAAUAAGGUGGAAAAAUAAAAACAUCCACCAAAUCAGUGUUACCGUUGUUCCGAGCGAAAAAACGUGGGAAUAAAUCAUCAAUAAUUAACAACAAUUGGCAAUUAAAUUGCCUUCAGAAUUUCCAUUGGAAAAUAGCUACAGUGGAUCAGAAUCAUGGGUAUCAGGAACGUCCAGCUUAUAAAGUGGGCAGUCCCAUUUGCACUCAUAAUCGGUUUAUUCUGGUACAAACGUCGACGUGUGGAUCGAGUUGAUCCAGGUGGAAAUUCAAAAAUCGAACAAGAUCCUAAAAAUUUUCCCAAGUCUCCCAGCAACGUGGCCAACACGAAUCUCAGUGGCUCUAGGAUAAAUAUCGGUGAUUCACCCUCCAAUAAAGAAGGUACGACAGAGGGUUCGGGUAUUGGUCUUAGUCCCAGAAGAGUCAGCCGGAGCCUUGAUAUUCCCGCGAGAAAAACUAAAACCCAGGGAAUCGGAAUGGAACCUAGCCAGUCUGAAAGCAGUUCUUGGUACACUGAGGUAGAACAGGUACCUGAGAUGAAGGAGGUUGUCCUUGGUAGCAAUCCAACGUUCUCGAGCUUCGACAUGAUGUCCAGGAGCACGAACCACGUGGAGAUAACUCAGGAGCCUGGGGAAGAAGUCACCUUUGAUUCUGCUCCUAAAGAGGAGGAGCCGAAGAUCUCCAUGGAUAGCAACAACACUAACGGACAAGCUUUGUCUGAGCGGGAUUCCGCUAAUCACAGUCCGGUGUCGGGAGUUCUUGAUGGAAGUGUUAAUGAUGAUGUCAGAAGUGAAGGCAGCACUGACAGUGGAAAGGGUGGUAGUAUCAAUGGACAAUCGAUAAAGCAAAAAGUGAUAACAACAUACGAAUUCACAAUACCCGAGAGCUUGGCAGGUCGUAUGAUUGGAAAACGAGGUAUCGCAAUUCAAGAACUCAAUACCAAAGCAGAAGUGACGAUGACAGUAAAACCUCACCCGACGACAAAAGACCUGAAACUUUGUUUAAUCGAGGGAACAGAAGAGAACAUAAACAUAGCAUUGGAUUUGAUCAGAGAGAGAUUUCCAUUGAAAAAAUUUCCUGAAGUGACACUCGAUCAGGUUAACGUGAGCUACGAUCCCAACCACAUUUCCUGGUUGGCUCACGUGAUUCAAAUUCACUUGGUAGCUGGAGUCAAUAAUGAUGUUAGGAUCUGUCACAUUCUGCAACCUGACAAGAUGUUCAUUCAGAUGCCAACUCAUCCAUCUCAUCCAUCACUUAAGUUGUUAGAUUAUAACAUGACACAGUUGUAUAACACUACUGAGUCACCACCUGUACCAGAUCAAUUAGCUCCGGGAAUGAUUGUGGUGGUCAAAUGGUUUGGCACAUGGGCACGUGCUAUUGUGGAGGAAGCUGAUCCGGCUGGAAAGCGUCAUUCAGUCAGGCUUGUCGAUCACGGUGGUUACUGGACUUUUAGUAGUGCAGCUAUGAGGAAAAUUAGAUCAGAUUAUUUGAUGUUGCCGUUUCAAGCAAUGGAAGUUUAUUUAGCAAAUGUUAAACCUAAAAAUGGUAAAUGGGGAAAGGAAGCCUUUGACAUUCUGAAGGAACUCUCUGCAGGUACUAUUCUGCAAGCUCAAGUAGAAGGCUAUAUCGAUUCCAGUGUUUAUGUCAGUUUGUACAUUAAUAUACCGAAACAUGGGCUAAUAUCUAUAGCCGAUGAAUUCAUAGCACGAGAUCUAGCUGAUUCAUCAACAUUCGAGGAGAUGCUUCGGGAACAGUCACUACCACAUUAUGCUUAUACUUCAGCAACUAAAAAAACCGAUGAUACAAACGUGUGAUUUUAAAGGCUCUGGCCAUAAUUCGUGUAAGUCCAGUAAUUUCAUUAGUUUAAACGAUAGAGAACUGGUGGAUACAUGUGAGUGUGAUUAUUAUGUUUUUCAAUUUUGAAAACAGUGUGUCUGACCAUAGUAUUUCAUGAAUGAGUUCAUCAAUCCUUUUUUUAAAGCCAAAAGGUCCGUUUUUUUGCAUUUAAUUGCGAAAGUUAUCCUCAGUGAAUGAUAUGAGUUGUGUUUUCGUUUAAAACUGAGAGAACUGUUGGAAUUAAUGCUGGAAAUUGAGUUCUUGCCCAUCAUCGGCCAUCACCGAUCGAUAAUUGACAUUUUCGGCCUGAAAGAGUGCAAAACAUUUUUCGAAAAAUUUAAUUAUUUGAAAUUGGUUCCGUUUGAAAUUAAUGAAAAAAAUUCAUUUCAAUAUUUUUGUAUAUAAAUAGAGCGUCUGAGAAGUGGCAUUUUAAUCUCAUCAGUGCAUGAAAAACAAUUUUAUUGUCAAAGUACUGCAUUUAAAUUAUUACUCUCCAUUAUUCACAUAAAAAAAACAAUGACUGAUUAAAUAAUCUUCAUGAUGAAUCAUUUUUGAAGAGCAUAUAAAUCAUAAUGUCUGCAGAAAUAUGAAUAACACUGGUGAGUGUCACUUGUAUGAAUGCAGGAGCAGUUCCUAUUAAGAGCAAAAUUAAAUAAUUUCUUAAUUAAGAAUCACUUUAGUUCAAACUUCAUAAAUUUUUAUACGCCAUUCACUUUUCUCAUUCAUCGAACAUAUUAGUUUCUAUAAUCAGCAGCAAUAUUUGCCUUUCAAUGGUCGACAUAUACCGAUCCUAUGAUAAACAUUGAAUUUAAUUUUAGGCUGAAAUUCUGGUCGUAAUUCUCCUUCUGUAAAUAUUGUAAACAUUUACGAUUUCUUCUUUUCCUACAUAUUGAAAUAUUUAUACAUAACGUAAUAAGAGAGGAGAAGUCCUAGAGAACGUUGAAGUGACAAUGGAGAAUAAUUAACAAAGACAUUACUAUUCAAAUUAUCCGAAGAAAAGAAUGUUAGAAUUAAUAUUAAAGUUAAAUAUUGAGAUCAUGAACAAAUGUACGAGUUAAUAUCUAUAAAAUCAAUUCAUGCGAAACAAGUUCCAGAAAAAUAUUCAUCAAACAGUGGAAUUCUAUAUUCAAAGUUUCUGGCCACUGGGAAGUCAAAAUGUCGGGGUGUAUUAGAUUAAAAAAUUUGACACAGAAAUUGAAUUAUCGCUGAGAUGUUUCUCUCUGUAGUUAUCUCUUCUUUUGAUACAGUAGAAUUUAUCGUAGUCUUUUGAUAAAGCAUUUAUUUCCAAAAAAUAUGAAACAAGAAAUAAUAUAUUUCGCUAUAAGUGCGGCGGGGUGUUAACGAGUGAGAAGUCACACGAGUUAAAAGUCCGUCGCACGUGUAUCCGAACUAUAAUUUUGUUAGUGAUGUUAUGUUCAGCGAGGGGGGAACUGUACCAUUUUUCGUUUACAAGUUUUGACUUUUUGUUUACAAGUAAACGAAAAUGCACUUUUCCACACUGGCUGAACGUAGCAGCAGUGAUAAAAAAUAUAUAUAAAUGAACUGAUUUUUUAUGCAAACAAAAAAUACAGGAGUAAGUUGAUAGCUGAUAAUUUAACUGGGAAUUGCCAAUGUUUCUUGAAAACCCAGCUUGACCUUCCAAAAAAAAAAUGCAAUGAAAAAUGUUGAAUGUUGAAUACUUGAUACUUAAUAUUGUUGAUUUCUAAUGCAAAAGAAAUAUUUUUCUGGGGAACUAUUAUUAAGAUAUGGCCGAUAAGUAUAAAUUUAUAUUCGCAUACGCGUCAUCAACGAGAUGUUAACUUCAUUAUUAUCUUCAUUUGUUUUUUCAACUAUUUCUUUCAAUUAUUUUCGGAAUAUUGGAGGGUGAAAGCGUUAAUUCAUCCUCUGCACUAUGUUGGAAAUUGAAGAUGAAGCACAAAUGUUGCUUAUCAAGAUAAUCAUCGGUUUCCUCGAUUAUUAAUCUUAUUGUAUAUAAAAAAAUUAUUAAUGUUAUCAUCUCAAUGAUAAGUAACGACCUAGUUGUGAGGUUGUAGGAUAAUUUAAGAUUUAUUUUCAUGUGUCAUUCAUUAAUAAAUAAAAACUGAUUUGUAUGUAAAUAUAUACCCAUGUAAUGUC